This is a messenger RNA of Arvicanthis niloticus (Nile rat), 2494 nucleotides long. The record is from RefSeq and is a predicted model, not a curated record. NCBI's taxonomy places the organism in Eukaryota, Metazoa, Chordata, Mammalia, Rodentia, Muridae.
UGAACUUGAGGAGCCAGUCUGGGGCCUAGGCGCAGACGCAUUGAGCUUAAGCAGCCGGUGAUGGCGGCAGCAGCCCUACAGUCUGCGGCGGGUCCGGGCCCAUGAGGCGACGACGGAGGCGGGACGGCUUCUACCCAGCGACUGACUUCCGACACAGGGAAGCUGAGGACAUGGCAGGAGUGUUUGACAUAGACCUGGACCAGCCAGAGGAUGCAGGCUCUGAGGAUGAGCUGGAGGAGGGGGAAGCGCUCAGCUGUUAGAAGUGACAGCUGAAAACUUCUGUCGGGAGUAGCACUGCUGUGACAGCCACCAGGAGUUUUAUUUCGGGAGCAAGGGGGCUCUGCUGCAUCUUCCAGGGGUCAGUUAAAUGAAAGCAUGGACCAUGGGGGAGUUGGACCAUAUGAACUUGGCAUGGAACAUUGUGAGAAAUUUGAAAUCUCAGAAACUAGUGUGAACAGAGGGCCAGAAAAAAUCAGACCAGAAUGUUUUGAGCUACUUCGGGUACUUGGUAAAGGGGGCUAUGGAAAGGUUUUUCAAGUACGAAAAGUAACAGGAGCAAAUACUGGGAAGAUAUUUGCCAUGAAGGUGCUUAAAAAGGCAAUGAUAGUAAGAAAUGCUAAAGAUACAGCUCAUACAAAAGCAGAGCGGAAUAUUCUGGAGGAAGUAAAGCAUCCCUUCAUUGUGGACUUAAUUUAUGCCUUUCAGACCGGUGGAAAACUCUACCUCAUCCUUGAGUAUCUCAGUGGAGGAGAACUAUUUAUGCAGUUAGAAAGAGAGGGAAUAUUCAUGGAAGACACAGCUUGCUUUUACUUGGCUGAAAUCUCCAUGGCUUUGGGGCAUUUACAUCAAAAAGGGAUCAUCUACAGAGACCUGAAGCCGGAGAACAUCAUGCUUAAUCACCAAGGUCACGUGAAGUUAACAGACUUUGGACUAUGCAAAGAGUCUAUUCAUGAUGGAACUGUCACACACACAUUUUGUGGAACAAUAGAAUACAUGGCCCCUGAAAUCUUGAUGAGAAGCGGCCACAACCGUGCCGUGGAUUGGUGGAGUUUGGGAGCAUUAAUGUAUGACAUGCUGACUGGAGCACCUCCAUUCACUGGGGAGAAUAGAAAGAAAACAAUUGACAAAAUCCUCAAAUGUAAACUUAAUUUGCCUCCCUACCUCACACAAGAAGCUCGAGAUCUGCUUAAAAAGCUGCUGAAGAGAAACGCUGCUUCUCGUCUUGGAGCUGGCCCUGGGGAUGCUGGAGAAGUCCAAGCUCAUCCAUUUUUCAGACACAUUAACUGGGAAGAACUUCUGGCUCGGAAGGUGGAGCCUCCCUUUAAGCCUCUGUUGCAAUCUGAAGAGGAUGUAAGUCAGUUUGAUUCAAAGUUUACACGUCAGACACCUGUUGACAGCCCCGAUGACUCAACUCUCAGUGAAAGUGCCAACCAGGUCUUUCUGGGUUUUACAUAUGUGGCUCCGUCUGUACUUGAAAGUGUGAAAGAAAAGUUUUCUUUUGAACCAAAAAUCCGAUCGCCUAGAAGAUUUAUUGGUAGCCCACGAACGCCUGUCAGCCCAGUCAAAUUCUCUCCUGGGGAUUUCUGGGGACGAGGUGCUUCAGCCAGCACGGCAAAUCCCCAGCCACCUGUGGAAUACCCAAUGGAAACAAGUGGAAUAGAGCAGAUGGAUGUGACAGUGAGCGGGGAAGCAUCAGCGCCACUUCCAAUCCGACAGCCCAACUCUGGGCCAUACAAAAAACAAGCUUUUCCUAUGAUCUCCAAACGGCCAGAGCACCUGCGUAUGAAUCUAUGAUGAAACAGUGCUUUUAUUAAUGCAGAUGCAAAAAGGAAACAAAUCUGGGAAGGGGAUGUGUGAGCAUCCGGCAAGAUAAGAAUGAGAAUCAAAAAGGCAGUCUCAAAGAGUCAGUGUCAUUACCUGGAAUGCUUUCGAUAGAGGAAAAAAUAAACAAUGGAUUUAAAAAAAUCAAUCAAUGGUGCAAAAAAAAAAAAAAAAAAAAAAAACCCACAAAAAACAAAAGCAAAAUAGUAUUGUGGAACCCACAGACACAUCAACUGACUGGUUCCUAUCCUAGCAACAUCUCAGCGUUCACAAGGGUUCUCAUGCUGGUGGCUGCAGACUGACAGUAUUAGGGUAGGAUGUUGCUUCCGAAUCACCGUUGAAGUCUGACGAUGUCAAAUAAGGGUUAUUCUAAUAGGCAAAGUAUGAGAUUGCCUGUAAUACUUGCAACUAAGGACAAAUUAGCAUGCAAGCUUUGUCAAACUUUCUCCAGCAACACGGAAUCAAAGACAAAAGAAACUUAUCGAUUGAUGUUUUACGUGCAAACAACCUGAAUCUUUUUUUUAUAUAAAUAUAUAUUUUUCAAAUAGAUUUUUGAUUCAGCUCAUUAUGAAAAACAUCCCAAACUUUAAAAUGCAAAGUUAUUGGUUGGUGUGAAGAAAGCCAGCUUUUGUUCUUCUCUUGAUGAAAUAAAAUGCAAAUGAAUCAUUGUUAA